Molecule: messenger RNA, 2837 nt
Organism: Esox lucius (northern pike)
Lineage: Eukaryota; Metazoa; Chordata; Actinopteri; Esociformes; Esocidae
Product: sterol 26-hydroxylase, mitochondrial-like
Exons: 10
Coding region: 333-1931 (532 amino acids)
Biological process (GO): cellular response to peptide hormone stimulus; cortisol metabolic process; glucocorticoid biosynthetic process
Cellular component (GO): mitochondrial inner membrane
Molecular function (GO): heme binding; iron ion binding; monooxygenase activity
Source: RefSeq, a predicted model, not a curated record
AUUUUGUGGGUACAGUAACUGAAAAAGGUUGGGAGACACUGGUCUAUAAUGUCUAACGCUCAAACAGUACUAAAUAAAAUAAGACAUUUAACGUGCAAUGUUUCGCCUGUUGCAUCUCCUCAGAUGAUAAUGAUAAAUCGAAGGUGUGUCGGUCAUUCCCCCUCCGGAUUUUAUGAAAUUGAGGCGUGUCCAGCUGAACCACAGAGAAUUUCUUCACCCUCUUCACAGAGUCUCAUCCUUGUCUGUGAACGGGACACGCAGGCUAUUUAUUUAGCAUUAAUUAACUUCAUGUUUUAGCGUCAGUGGAAGAACUCGUUUGGCGCUGCAUUAAAAUGCCGCUACGACUCACAGUUUACCAUGGCCGGACACUGUCAACGCUGAUUGGCCGCUCUGGGUCUGGGGGUCUGAGGUUCAAGUCCGGUACCAGCAGACAUUUAGGAGCAACGUUCCAGACGACAGAAACACACCCGAAGAAGUACAAAACAAUAGACGAUUUAUCGGGACCUAGUUUGGCCACGACGGUGUAUUGGCUGUUCGUUAAGGGUUAUUCAGACAAAAGCCAUGCUAUGCAGAUUGAACACAAGAACAUCUAUGGGCCCAUCUGGCGCUCGCGUUUUGGCCCGUUUGACGUGGUGAACGUGGCGUCCGCUGAUUUGAUAGCCCAGGUGAUCCGACAGGAGGGCCGCUACCCGAUCCGAACAGAGCUGCCACACUGGAAGGAGUACCGCAACAUGCGGGGACAGGCCUACGGACUCCAUGUGGACGAAGGCCCAGAGUGGUACCGUAUGCGUAGAGCUCUGAACCCUAAGUUGCUGAAGCUGCCGGAGGUGUCUCGGUAUGCUCCUGUCAUCCAUCAGGUGGUGGGCGACCUUCUCCAGCGGAUCGAGAAGCUUCGCCUCCGCAGUGGAGACCACGCCACCGUGUCGGACCUUGCCUCGGAGCUCUACAAGUUUGGCUUUGAAGGUAUCUCGUCCAUCCUGUUUGAGACACGACUGGGUUGUCUCCAGGACGAAAUCCCAGAGGACACGCUCAAGUUCAUCGCUGCGGUUGGCGACAUGUUGACCCUGUCUGAGAUCGUCCUCUUCCUCCCCUUAUGGACGCGCAAAGUCCUGCCCUUCUGGAAACGCUUCGUCCAGGCCUGGGAUGACCUCGUGGGUGUGGCUCAGCGUCUGAUCGACCGUAAGGUGGCUGAGAUGGAUGUCCAGAUGCAGGCCGGCAAGCCGGUGGAGGGAAUGUACCUGACCCACCUACUGUCCUCCGAUAAACUUUCCCUGAGGGAAGUCUACAUCAGCAUCACUGAGCUUCUCCUAGGUGGCGUUGACACGACGUCCAACACCUUGUCAUGGACGUUAUACCACUUGGCUCGUGACCCUGCGUCCCAGGACAGGCUGUACCAGGAGGUCACGUCAGUGUGUCCAGGUCGACAGCACCCCAGCUCUGAGGACCUGACCAGGAUGCCUUAUCUGAAGGCUGUGUUUAAGGAGACUCUGAGGAUGUAUCCCGUUGUCCCCGGGAAUGGCCGUCUUACGUUAGAAAAUGAAGUUGUUGUCGACAACUACCUGUUCCCAAAAAAGACCCAGUUUCAUCUGUGCCACUAUGCAGUCAGCCAUAGCGAGAGUGAGUUUCCGGAUCCGGAGUGUUUCAGGCCGGAGCGUUGGCUGAGAGAGGAAGUGGAGGCGUACCAGCACCAUCCCUAUAGCUUCAUACCCUUCGGAGUGGGCGUCAGGGCCUGUGUGGGCAAGAGAGUGGCAGAGCUGGAGAUGCACAGUGCCCUCUCCAGGUUGAUGCAGCAUUAUGAGGUCCAGCCAGUGGAUGGGGCCCCCACAAUUGAGCCCAAGACGAGAACACUCUUGAUCCCAUCCAAACCCAUCAACCUGCGCUUCAUACCCAGGGCCUCAGGAGGGCGCGAGGGAGUAGCAAAAAGCACUUGACCACAGGGUCUGGUGAUUUGCUGCGGAAGCCUCUGGUGGUUAUAAGAACUUCAGCGUGACUGAACUUUUCUCUGUUCAAUCUAGCAAGGCAAGAAAUCAACCCUUGGGAAGGUUCUGGCUGUGCAAGACAUAGUUCUGAGAUACUCAAAGAGUCAUCAAAUAUUUUACCUCCCAAACCUCUCAAAACUGCUUUGUAGUGGAUGCUUUUAUGAAACAAUAGGGUCCUCAUCUUAAAGGUAUUGCGUAACUAAAGUGCAUAGAGUAUAAUCAUUAAAAUAGCAUGUGUUGUAUGCUUGAGCAAGGCACUUAAGUGUUAUUCUAAACAUAUAAGCUUUCCCUAGGGUAACUGUGUUUUAACCAUGACUUCAAAGUCAAUGUUAUCGGCUUUCUGAAACAGUGCUGAAACAAAUCAAAGGCAUUGCAAAAGAAAAGAAAUAAUCAAGAGCUGUAAUGUUCUGUAUAGUUUUUAGAUAAUGGCUUAACGGAUAUCCCAGACAGUGGAAGUCACGGCCCCAGAAGGCCUACGGCCCCAGAAGGCCUACGGCCCCAGAAGGCCUACGGCCCCAGAAGGCCUACGGCCCCAGAAGGCCUACGGCCCCAGAAGGCCUACGGCCCCAGAAGGCCUACGGCCCCAGAAGGCCUACGGCCCCCAAAUCACUUUAACCGCCAAUGAUCCCAGAUGAGUAAGUAAUGGCUUUUUCUUUCGUGACUCAACUAAACCAUCUUACAGACUUAGACUUCUUUUUGACAUGGCCGGACUGAUUUCAGAUUAACUCUUAUCGCACGUUUUCACAGAAGGCACAUUCUGUUUUAUUUAGAUGUUGUACUCCGGUGUGCGAUGGUCAUUAUGAUAUUGUAUUUGAAAUAUUACCUUUCAAUCUAUUAAACGUUUUUAUUUAAAUUGCA